Penaeus vannamei (Pacific white shrimp) is the source of this 2837-nucleotide messenger RNA. Lineage: Eukaryota; Metazoa; Arthropoda; Malacostraca; Decapoda; Penaeidae. The record is from RefSeq and is a predicted model, not a curated record.
GUUCUACCCAGUGGGAGAGAGUGUUCAACGUCUCCCUCAAAAGGAUCUCGUUCUGAGUGGCUUCCAUGUGCCAGCUGGUACAUACCUUGAUCUAAAUCCAUACCUAUGGUUGCUGAACGACAUGUACUUCAAUGAUCCUCUGGUUUUACAUCCUGAGAGAUGGCUUAGGGAUACUGCCGGAACCCUGGCAGUUGAUCCCUACAUUUUAAACCCAUUCAGCAUUGGAACUCGAAUGUGUGCGGGGCGGAGAUUUGCGGAACAGGACCUGUAUGUGGGGUUGUGCAGGCUUCUCCUUAAAUACCGACUCGAAGCUACAGACAACUCCCCUCCUCGGCAAGAAUGGAGUGUCUUGCUAAAACCAAAAACUCCUCUCCCAAUACGAUUUAUUGCGAGGGAGUGACUGUAAAUUUCUCUAGGGUUAUUUUUCUAUUUUUUAUAUUCAUGGUAUUUUGUUAUUAUUAUUAUUGAUAUUGAAGGUAGAAAUAAAAUAUGGUAUAGGAAAAUUGCAGUUGUGGUCAUCAGAAUAUUCAAAAUGUUUCUUGUAGAAAACAAAAAGUUCUUUAGGUUGUCUAAAUUUAACAACAGGUUAUGACAUUUUUGUGCUUUUGCUCAGUUUUCAUGUUCACCUGAAGUGCCUCCCACUUUCACAAACAAUGACUUCAGCUGAAGGCAGCUUUGUAUGGACAACAUGCUUUCUACAGUGGCAGCCAAAUGCAAAUGUUGACAAAAUAUUGUAAAUGGAAAGACAACUGAUAAAUCUCAGUUAUAUUGUGACAAAGUGAAUUCCUUGUUAAGUUGAGAUGUAGUGAGACUGAAGAAAAUGGAAUAUUUCAUGUUAGAUGAUGGAAGGAUAUUACUUAUAAGCUUUUGCCUGAAAAUUACAGGUGUGCUUGAAUACAUAACAACUUUAACAAUGUUGUUCACAAGAUGUUGUCAGGAAUGAGGAAUUAUUUUCAAGUUUUGCAGAAAGUUCCUUUAAUUUCAAAAUUUUAUGAGACCAAAUGGUAAUAUUGUGCAGAAAUAGGCAGCAGUUAAACCAUAGAUAUAUUUGGGUUUAGAUGCAAUGCAAUGUAUUAAGAUCUAAGGAAACAACAUUUCAUGUGAUAUGAUAAAAUGUUUUAUUGGUGUUUGUCAGUUAUAUAAGGAAAUGUUUUUUUAUGUAUGGUUGUGCGGUAGAGUGGGAAGAUUUUAUAGGUGCAUUGCAUGUGUAUGUCAACAUGUUGAUAAUUUAGUUUUUAACCAGGGUCUAAAUGUCAAAGUUGUCUUGAUGCCAAAAUUUUCAUGCAAAAUUUUCAACCUUUCAAAGUCAGCUGAAAACUACUUGUGGAAGAAAAGUCAUUGGUAUUGGAGAUGUAUGGCUUGCAAUGUUUCAAAUCACCAGACUGCUUCUGUACCAUCACUUGGGUGAUAUAGCUCAGUGGUAGAGAGCUGACUUUGUAAUUGCAAGGCCCUUGGUUUUUGUGCCUGACUGUGUUUGAGUGAGUACAGGCAUAGAUUCAAGGUUAUGGCUGGAAGGAACUGGCCACCAUCUUGUGACUUAGUACACACGUUCUUCUGUGGACAUAUGUUCUAUGUUCAUUUUCUUAUAGUACCAUUUUUUUUUUUGCCUUUGACAUACUAUCUUAUUCUUUACUUAUGAUAUUAUGUUUCUAUAUCAAUGAUAUUUUGCCCUGUCUACAUACCAAAACUCAAGUACAAAUAUGGACUAAAGUUUCACAAACUUGAAAAUGCACACUUAUUAAAGUUUAUUUUAUAAAUAGUUGUGUCAAAUCAAGGGUCUGUUUGAUAGUUUUUUGUCAUUAUUAAUUAAUUAUCAAUAGUAAUAAUUUCUCCUAAGCUUAAGUAGAUGAGUUAUAUAUACAAAACUAAAAACUCUUUAAGAGAAGGUGCCACUUAGUUUUAGUCAAAGUAAUUGUCAAAAAUUUAAUGGAUUAUGUGCCAUAUAGUUUAUCUAUCAAAUGUUUUUAAAGAAUACUUUAUAAAAAUAUUAAAUGUUAAUAUAAAUGCAGUUUAGAGCUGCAAGUUUUGUUACUGAAAAUGUAUACUUCUAUAUCUAUAUUAGUAAUUUUCUAUGAUUCCUAGCAUAUUUUUGAACUGCUAAUAUAUCAACAAUAUAUUUUAAACCUUCUAAUGGACUGUUUUUGAUUGAAUGGGGAGUGUGAUUGUGAUCUGAUUAGGGACUGAAUAAGUGAGGGUGAAGGAGGGAGGCAUGGAGGAGUGAGUGAGUGAAUGGAUAAAUGAAUGAAUGAGGAAUGGGUGAAUGAAUGAGUGAGGGAGGAAUGAGUUAGGAGUGUGGAGUGAGUGAAAGAAUGAAUGUGAGGAGUGAGUAAGGGUUUUAGUGAGCAAGUAACUGAAUGAACAGUAAAAAUGUGAGUAAGGAGUGAGUGAGUGUGGAAUAAGUGGGUGAUUGAGGGAUAAUGAGAGAGUAGGUGAGUGAAUGAGUGACUAGUGAGGAGGUGAGUGGGUGACAAGUGUGAGGAGUGAUUGAGUGAGGGAGGGUGAGAGAGAGAGAAUGAGAAUGAGAGUGAGAGAAUGAGAGUGAAAGUGAGAGUGAGGGUGAAAGGGAGGGAGGGAUUGAUAUAAUUGUGUAAUCAAAUAUAACUUGCAAGCAGUUUACACACUUUUUGCAUGUUUCUCUUUUCUAUCACGAGUAGAAAAAAGUGCUGAAAAUGUAUUCUUUUAUUAUUAUCGUUUUAUAUACUCGUUAGAACUAAAUGUUGUCUGAAGGGCAAAUUAAAAGUACAGUAUCUUUCAAAAUAUUUUACAAUUUUACUAACCUUUCUACUGACAAGAGUUGCACUCCUUUUUAUGCGAGUAAUAACAAGUAAAGUAUCCUG